AUGAAUAGGAAUGAAGAUGAGACAACUAAACUAUUACAAGAAAUUAGAAACGAAGUUACUGAUUUUACUACUACAAAUUUCUUUGGUUAAGUUGUUUAGAAAUAUCAAAGUUAUGAACAAUAGUGUUUUUAAGAGAAUAAGGCAAAUAGCAUUGAAUUUGUGAAGUGCAUGAUGAAAUUUCAAAAGAGAUAAAUAAAGGAAGAAAAGAAAAUGGAGUUUAAAAUAGAUUACCUAAAAUAUGAAAUAGCAGAGUGCCUUAACACCAAUGAAAGAACUUAAUGUCAAUAAUUAGCUAUUAAUAAUAUAAUGUAGAUAUAGCAAGAAUAUUUAAAGAGCAUCGAAUUAACAUUGAAGUAAUGA
Paramecium tetraurelia is the source of this 360-nucleotide messenger RNA. RefSeq lists its product as uncharacterized. The transcript is spliced from 2 exons. Lineage: Eukaryota; Ciliophora; Oligohymenophorea; Peniculida; Parameciidae. The record is from RefSeq and is a predicted model, not a curated record.